Molecule: messenger RNA, 2602 nt
Organism: Physcomitrium patens
Lineage: Eukaryota; Viridiplantae; Streptophyta; Bryopsida; Funariales; Funariaceae
Source: RefSeq, a predicted model, not a curated record
CUUCUUUUCGUUUUGGCUCAUGCGCUGGAUCGGGGUUGCGCAGGUGCAGCUCUCGAGCGAGGGGGGGGGAUCUGAGACGCUGGUAGGCCGGGGAGGAGAUUGUGAGCCCGUUUGUGGGGCCACCGGCAGCUAUGGCUUGCAUGGCUGCUGCAGUUUCCAAUGGCGUCCGGUUGAGUCCCGUCGCGUCGCCUCGUGGGGUUGCGCCGAGAGGUGUUUCUUGCUCCGCCAGGUCUUUGGGUGUGAGGGGCGCCUUUGGGUUGCGGAGCAGGGGCGGAAUCAGGUCUCUGGGUUUGGCAGCGUCGAGCUCCGAGAGCGGGUUCCUUGUGGGCGAUGGGUUGCUGAAGGGCAUCGCGGCCUUGCCGGCGUUGCGGAAGAGCGAUGGCGAGGCGAGGUUGGGAGUGCGAGCGGAUGCGGGCGCGGGCGUGGUGCCCGCAGCCACCCCUGCGCCCAAGAAGGAGGAGCCGUGGAUGGGCGCAUCCAUGAAGCCCCUGAUAGCGUCCAUCGCGGUGGGCGUGUUGGUGUGGUUCAUUCCGACGCCCGUGGGCGUGACGAAGAACGCAUGGCAGCUGCUGUCGAUUUUUUUGGCGACGGUGGUGGGGAUCAUCACGCAGCCAUUGCCGUUGGGUGCGGUGGCGCUGAUGGGACUGGGCGCAUCGGUGUUGACGAAGACGCUGACGUUCGCGGCAGCAUUCAGCGCGUUCGGGGAUCCCAUCCCGUGGCUGAUCGCGUUGGCGUUCUUUUUCGCGAAGGGGUUCAUCAAGACGGGGCUGGGUAACCGGGUGGCUUACCAGUUCGUGAAGCUGUUCGGGAAGACGACGCUGGGGCUGGGGUACAGUUUGGUGUUCGCGGAGGCGCUGCUGUCGCCGGCGAUUCCAUCGGUGUCGGCUCGGUCGGGGGGGAUAUUUCUGCCGCUGGUGAAGGCGCUGUGCCUGGCGUGCGGGAGCAAGGUCGGGGAUGGGACGGAGAGGAAGCUGGGAUCUUGGCUGAUGCUGACGUGCUUCCAGACGUCGGUGAUCACGUCGGCGAUGUUUUUGACGGCGAUGGCUGCGAACCCGCUGAGCGUGAACCUGGCGACGGGGGCGAUCGGGCAGACGAUCAGCUGGACGGAUUGGGCGGUGGCAGCGUCGGUGCCGGGACUGGUGUCGCUGCUGGUGAUCCCAGCGCUGUUGUACGUGGUGUACCCACCGGAGGUGAAGAGCAGCCCGGACGCGCCGAAGCUGGCGGCGGAGAAUCUGGAGAAGAUGGGGCCGAUGUCGAAGAACGAGAAGAUAAUGUCAGUGACGCUGAUCGCGACGGUAAGAGGAGUGGGGGGUUACAUCGGGAGUAGUGUGGCGGGGGGUGUAGAGGAGGAGAAAGUGGGCGAGGGACGGUGGCAGGGUGGAAGAAUAAGCGGUGAGGAGAUUGGGUUGUGCGGGAGGGCUGAUGAGGUGUUUGGGUGGGUGCAGGUUGUGGGAGGGCUGGGGCUUGCUUGGCAAGCGUCGUUCGGGAUCCUGGUGCUGCUGUACUUCUACUCGCACUACUUUUUCGCGAGUGGUGCGGCUCACAUCGGAGCGAUGUUCACAGCAUUUUUGUCAGUGGGGACGGCGCUGGGGACGCCACCUCUGUUUGGGGCGCUGGUGCUGGCGUUUUUGUCGAAUCUGAUGGGGGGACUGACGCACUACGGAAUCGGGUCAGCUCCGGUGUUUUACGGGGCGGGUUACGUGCCGCUGUCACAAUGGUGGGGGUACGGGUUUUUGUGCAGCGUGGUGAACCUUGUGAUCUGGCUGGGAGUGGGAGGAGUGUGGUGGAAGUUUUUGGGCCUCCUGUAGGUUGAUUGGUAUGUGUCGAAGUUUAGAAUCGGUCUUUAGUGAUGAAUGGAUCACAUGUCGCUGAGUUUUUUUUUUUUCUUUUAUAGAUUGACUGAUUUUUGAAAGAGAAGUUUACGUUUUCGUUUUAUGUUUUAGUUGAUGUUGUCCGUCACAACUAAGGAUUGGAAUGUGGGAAAGGUGGUCUUAGUUUCUGUGGUCACCGGUUUUACGCGAUGGGGUGAUUAGACUUGGUGUGCCGUCGUUCCUUGCGCUUUUUCUUUGUUGUUUUUCUCCAGUCCUUUGAUUUUGGGAUUGAGUUUUGGAAGCUGCCUGGUUGAUAGAAAAUUUUCAGCUUGUAUGUUUACCCUAUUCGGCUGCGGGUUUUUCUUACGGUCUUGGUCGAUUUUUGCAUUUUUGAUCGGUUAUGUGACUAUGGUCGUUAAAGUCUAACUGCGUGAUGAGAAUUUGUGUAAUCGUGAUGUAGAAUGGUGCUUCCACAUGAAUUUUCGUGUUGGGAAUAAUUGUGGGUGGUGUUCGUAGUUUUUUCGGAAUUGCGAGGUAUCUUGAUGUUCCCAAAAUAUAUAGACUUGGUCAGACUGGUAAACUUGUGAGAACUAUCAGAGUUCUUUUGUUUGUUUCACUGCAUUAUUUUAGAGUUUUAGAAAUUGCACGAUGUUUUACGUUGGGGAUGUAUUUGUUACAUUCCUCAAUUUUUUUUUAUUAAGUUGUUAUGAACAGGAGAACAUUUAACUUUUGAAUAUUAUCCAGGAUAUUUUAAAUGACUUUCAACCAAUAUUGACUGCUGUUGUGAUAAA